ACCAGCUUCCCUCAUCAAAACCCCAUCCAAUUCCAAACCCCUCCGUCCCCUCGCAUCGCCAUUCCACCGCCAUCUCCGCUCCGCUCCUCUCCUUCGCGGCCAACCACCACCUCUCCCCUCGCCACCAUGGCUACCGCGGCGCGUGCCAUCGCCUCAGCCGCACGCCCAGCGCGGCCUCUCCUCCUGUCUCGGCGCCGCCCUUCCUCAAUCGCUCUCCCCCCGCGGCCUCGCGGCGUCGGCGGCGCUGGGUCCGUCCGCUGCAUGGCGCGGCGGCCCGACUCCUCCUACUCGCCGCUGCGGUCGGGGCAGGGCGGAGACCGCGCGCCGACGGAGAUGGCGCCUCUGUUCCCCGGGUGCGACUACGAGCACUGGCUCAUCGUCAUGGACAAGCCUGGCGGCGAGGGCGCCACCAAGCAGCAUAUGAUCGAUUGCUACAUCCAGACCCUCGCCAAGGUCGUAGGGAGUGAGGAGGAGGCGAAGAAGAGGAUAUACAACGUGUCCUGCGAGCGCUACUUCGGAUUCGGGUGCGAGAUUGAUGAGGAAACAUCCAACAAGCUGGAAGGCCUACCAGGUGUUCUUUUUGUGCUUCCUGACUCUUAUGUCGAUGCUGAGAACAAAGACUACGGUGCUGAGUUAUUUGUGAAUGGUGAAAUCGUUCAGCGAUCACCAGAAAGGCAAAGAAGGGUGGAGCCUGUGCCUCAGAGAGCUCAAGACAGACCCCGUUACAGUGACCGGACUCGCUAUGUGAAGCGGAGGGAGAACCAAUCUUACCAGCGAUGAUGUUGCGAUUUCUGUUUUUGGAGAUAGAAGGUGGUGUCAUUUCUACAAGUGUCUAAAUGCAAUGCCGGAGAUAUACUGGCAACUGGCAACUUCUACGACCGACAUGAGAAUGGCUCCCGUUGUGUUAGCUACUUAGUUGGGCCUUGGAACUUUACAUGUUUAUGCAUUCGGACCUGUACGGUUGUACCCUAGACAUUUCUAUAUGAACUCGAUGGAUGUUAACCUCCUUGCUCCCUCCUAUUCACCACACCCUCACCUUUUGUCUAUUCUUUAUCCUAGUUUAUAUGAGAACUAUUAGCGUGGCUAGUCUCGUGUAAUAUUUUGUAACGAUAAUUUUUGAUUAAAAAUUAGUCUUUUUAUUUUUUUA
Messenger RNA from Phragmites australis (common reed), 1147 nucleotides. Its product is annotated as multiple organellar RNA editing factor 2, chloroplastic-like. Gene Ontology annotation, cellular component: mitochondrion. Gene Ontology annotation, biological process: mitochondrial mRNA modification; cytidine to uridine editing. Bases 127 to 780 code for a protein of 217 amino acids. The transcript is spliced from 4 exons. Lineage: Eukaryota; Viridiplantae; Streptophyta; Magnoliopsida; Poales; Poaceae. The record is from RefSeq and is a predicted model, not a curated record.